This is a messenger RNA of Erythranthe guttata (spotted monkey flower), 2314 nucleotides long. It is a transcript of the gene POD1, whose product is annotated as POLLEN DEFECTIVE IN GUIDANCE-like protein. The record is from RefSeq and is a predicted model, not a curated record. NCBI's taxonomy places the organism in Eukaryota, Viridiplantae, Streptophyta, Magnoliopsida, Lamiales, Phrymaceae. Gene Ontology annotation, cellular component: endoplasmic reticulum membrane.
GAAAAAAAUCAAACAAAAACCCAAAAGAGGGAUGGCCAAUCUCCGGUGCACACGUGGCGUCUAAUCAUUGGCCGAGGCACCGUGUCACAGCACCCAUCUCCACUUGUCCACCGCUGUUACGUAAUUCCCACUGGAAUUCGCAGACCCAGCACCGUCAAUGGCGUUGAGAUCCGGCGGCCGUAAGCUGUCCUUCGAUAUCCUGGCGAUCUCACAAUACGACGACGUUGUGGCCGCCACCUCCCUAUCCCGCUCCAACUCCGAUCCCCACGGCGACGGCGCGUCAUCCCCCACUCGCAGGAAGAAGAAGAAGAGGAGGAGCAGGAAGGGGAAAACCCUCCUUGAUUCGUCUGCGGUUUCCGAAAUUUCUGCGAUCGACGGGGAUGUGAGUUACAGUUGCACGACGAGCACCGUCACGGAGGCCGCCGUGGUGCCGCCGGAUUUGGACGGCGAGAGUAGCUUCGCGGUGACGCUGCCGCUGGUGUUCGGGGAGCUGAGGCAGAGGAAUGUGGGGAGUAUGGCGAACGGAGGAGGGAGUGCGGAGAUGAUGAUGGUGAGUGAGGAGAGUGGGUGUUCUAAGAAGGAUGAUAAUGUGAAGGAGGAAAUUGCGGAGAAACAGAGCGGCGGCGAGGAAAUCGAUUCGGAUCAGAAGGCGGAGUUGAGCGGGAGGAAAUUGGAGAAAGAGGGAACUUUGGAUUGGAAGAAAUUGAUGGCUGAAGAUCCCAAUUAUACGUUACCGGUGGAGAAGUCACCGAUGAAAUAUUUCAUGGAUGAAAUGUAUGCUGGAAAUUCCUUAAGGAGCACUACCACCCUAGGAAACGACAAAGAGCGCGAACGAGUUUACGAUACUAUAUUCCGUUUGCCAUGGCGUUGUGAAUUGCUUAUCAAUUUUGGGUUCUUUGUGUGCUUCGAUUCAUUCCUGUCACUCUUAACCAUCAUGCCGACAAGGAUCAUCAUGACCUUCUGGAGGCUUCUUAGAACCAGGCAGUUAAAGAGACCUUCAUCAGCGGAGCUAUCUGAUUAUGGCUGCUUUGUCGUCCUGGUUGCUGGAGUCACUCUACUACAGCAAGCAGAUAUCAGCUUAAUUUAUCACAUGAUCCGCGGCCAAGGGAUUAUUAAGCUCUAUGUGGUGUACAAUGUUUUGGAGAUAUUUGAUAAAUUAUGCCAAAGUUUUGGUGGUGAUGUAAUGCAAUCUCUAUUCAAUUCAGCAGAUGGACUUGCAAACUGCUCACAAGAAAAUGUGCAAUUUUGGCUGUGGAGAUUUUUUUCAGAUGAAGUCUUAGCAGUUGUUUCUUCUAUUAUUCAUUCAUUCGUCUUAUUAGCUCAGGCAAUUACUUUGUCAACAUGUAUAGUUGCUCAUAACAAUGCGCUAUUCGCUAUGCUCGUGUCUAACAAUUUUGCUGAGAUUAAAAGCAACGUGUUCAAACGUUAUAGCAAGGAAAACGUUCAGAGUUUAGUAUACUUCGAUUCGGUUGAGCGGUUCCAUAUUAUGGCAUUUGUCUUAUUUGUUUUAGCGCAAAAUAUACUCGAAGCUGAAGGUCCUUGGUUCGAAAGCUUUCUUUGUAAUGCGCUGGUUGUUUACGUAUGUGAAGUGAUGAUAGAUAUAAUAAAACACUCAUUCAUUGCUAAAUUCAAUGAUAUAAAGCCUAUUGCAUUCUCCGAAUUUCUAGAAGAUCUUUGCAAGCAGACGUUAAAUAUUCAAACAGAGAAUGGAAAGAAGAAUCUCAUUUUUGUACCUUUGGCACCAGCUUGUGUGGUAAUUCGUGUUCUACGGCCCGUUUAUGCAGCCCAUCUUCCUUACAAUCCUCUUCCAUGGAGACUUUUUUGGAUGCUCGUGUUAUUUGCCAUGACAUUUGUGAUGCUUGCUAGUCUUAAGAUGAUGAUCGGCAUGGGCCUACGUAAACACGCCAGGUGGUAUGUCCGAAGAUGCCAGAGAAGAAAACUUCACUUCGAUUAAGGUUAUCAUAUUACAUUAUAUUAUAUUAUACACAUUACUGCAAUCACUCGACCGACCUUGGUUUUGAUGCAUACUUGUAUAUCUCUAUGGAUGGUGGGCCCCGGCAAUUCUCAUGAGUUAUCGAUUUUUCUUUUCUCCCGGUGCCGAAUCAUCUUGCAGUACAUGGAUAGAUAUAAUCCUAUCAAUUUUGUGUUAGAUGGUAGGAUUGGGGAGGAUUGUGAAUGAUUGACAACGGGAGAAGGAUCGACUAAUUAAAUUAAGGUUGUAUAGUAUUUCUUUUCCUCAUAGUAAGAACUGAGAGACGAAGAUAUUUACGAAGUCAACAAAUACAUUAUACAAAUUUGCAGUUCUCUUCUGUUU